AUGAGGACUCACCUGCUUCGGCUGUUGCUCCUGAUUCUGCUGAGCUCCUCAGCGCAGGCCCUGAAGUGUCACGAGUGUAGUGCCACAGAGAACUGCUAUCAGCCUACAUCUUGCAGCGCCAUGACCCGCUACUGCUUGACUUCCUGGUACUCACCCCCAGGCCAGCAAACGAGUGUGACAAAAACAUGCUCAUUUACCUGUCCUGAUGUCCAUCAGAGCAUGAAUCACUCCAGGGACUUCUGCUGCAACACAGACCUCUGCAACAGUACCACGAGCCUCCAUGCCAGCUGGGCACUGUUGACCCUCAGCAUCUGCUUUCUCUAUCUCAGGGGAUAAAAGCAGAGCUCCCAUACAGGCUCACAAGCUGCAGAGUUAGGAGUUUAGGGCCCAGGUGCCAUCAUGUGACUGGAAUGUCUCAUAGCCUUAGGCGUGGUACUUCUUCAACUCCGGUCAGCAGGAUUCCAAGAGAGAAUGUCGCUGAUGUACAAAAUCACUAGGACUGAUGGGGUCUUGGAGCUGGACCACAGGCAGAGAGGCCUUAGGCUGAAGGAGACCCUCGCCACUGUCCAGGGUGCUGCAUGCAGAGCUCUGACUGCAAGGGGGCCAUCUGCUGGCCUCCAAGUGCUGGUGCAAGGAAGCCAUCAUGGCUGUGGACCUGUUCCUGGGGGCUGUGGUUGGCCCUUCAGGAGGCCCAAUGAAGUGUUUGGGUUUUCUUUUUACACAUCCCAUGGCUUCCUCUCUCUAACUACUUCAGAGAACCUGAACCUUAGCAUCACCACUUAAGAAGAACUGAGCUCCAGUGUGCCAUUGCCUGCUGAUUCUCCGCCCAGGAGUGAAAUGUGCUGCUUUAACCUGAGUUCAAAGACCCUUGGCAAAUGGAAACCCUGUGGAGAGGCCUCCAGUCUGGCUGUGGGGGAAGGGCAGAUGUGGGGCAGAUUUCCUUAGAACAAGAUGUAGGUCAGCCCUGGCAUCAGCACAGUUGUUGCAUGCGAUGCCAGCUGUGUAGCCAAAGGCCCAGGGUACCUUUGCCCAUGGGAUGGACCCUCUGGAUUCUAUCUGGGGAUGACACCAAGAUCAUUGGGACUUCAGGAGCUUCUGUGAACUCAAGUCUAUUCUGGAGCAAAGAACAGCCAGAAUUAGGAGGGUGAGCACAGGCUUUGUUCAGCUGUGGGUGAAGCCUGAAGUAUUUCUUCUGUGAAAUAAUCCUUCUGUACAUUGUGAAAAUGUGUUACUCUCAUUGUUAAUAAAAAGCUGAUUGGCCCAUAACUAGGCAGCAUUUUC
Peromyscus californicus insignis is the source of this 1281-nucleotide messenger RNA. Its product is annotated as lymphocyte antigen 6D-like. The transcript is spliced from 3 exons. NCBI's taxonomy places the organism in Eukaryota, Metazoa, Chordata, Mammalia, Rodentia, Cricetidae. The record is from RefSeq and is a predicted model, not a curated record. Gene Ontology annotation, molecular function: acetylcholine receptor inhibitor activity. The coding region runs from base 1 to 336 and encodes 111 amino acids.